Molecule: messenger RNA, 2508 nt
Organism: Aspergillus brunneoviolaceus CBS 621.78
Lineage: Eukaryota; Fungi; Ascomycota; Eurotiomycetes; Eurotiales; Aspergillaceae
Product: F-box protein
Exons: 5
Coding region: 1-2508 (835 amino acids)
Molecular function (GO): protein binding
Source: RefSeq, a predicted model, not a curated record
AUGUCUGAUAAAAUAAGCUCUUUACCGUUGGAAAUUAUCCUUCACAUUCUCUCUUACCUGCCUCUUAAAUCAUUGCUAGCCUUUGGAGAGACAUGCCGCAGCAACUUUGAGUCGCAUACUCUGUGCCUCAGUGAUCUACGAUUAGGUGUCUUUGAAAAGCGCUCUCAUUCGGCUAUCUCCCUACUACGAGCUGGAUGGUUGACACCAGAACAGAUGCUGGAGGGCUCAGCUGAUAAUGUUCGGGGCGACAGCUAUAGAAUAUCAAUCGUUCAGUCAGCGGCAAAUCACGGGGCCUCACCGUUGACCUACAAGCCCGCAGUGAAAGUCAAGGACCACAAAAGACGAAUACAUCUUACGCAAGAGACAUUCCGGACCUAUGAGCAUAUAAUUCCUGAACAAAACAGAAUCUUGGCGCAGGUGGUCAAUCGUUACGGGCGAGGGCUUCGGAAACUCGAGUUCAUGGCAUAUAAUCUCGACGUCACGGGCGCGACGGCUCUGGCUGUUAAUAGCCGACAUGUUCUCAACCACCUUGCGCUGCGGUUUGAACAUCUACAUAUUCGCGAUGGUUCCAUGCGACCAAGUGCUUGGUUGAGUCCCGCACCGGGGAGUACUGCGUGGAACUCUCUGAUUGGGAUCGGACAGCCCACGCAUUAUGGACCCCGCGGAUUGCAGAGUCUGGUCAUGGAGCGAGCUGGUAUCACUCCCUGGCAGCUAAUGAUGUUGGUCAAAAGAAACCCGAAUCUGAGAGUACUCAAGUUGAGGACGUGUCGUGGAGUUCAGCCUGAAUUCCUGGAUUGGCUGGGUGGCAUCGAGGGAGAACUCGACGACUCGAACAUGGACGAUGACAGUCCAGCUCCUGGAGCAAAGUUGGAAGUACUAUGGCUGGAAAAUUGCCAUGAUAUACUCCUCUAUCAUGUUGAAAACUAUCCUUGCCUACCCGACGAGGCUUGUGACCUGGGGCUUGAGUGGGUGAGAGGUCUGAACAGCUUAAAGCAAGCACAGCUGAGCUGUCCGCCUGUACCUUCUCUAGCCGCAUCGCAACUAUGGGCAUCGACCAGGCGCAAACUAUUCCCGCGUGGUGAUGAUGACGAAUCUCACUUUUUGAAACUCGAUCCUCACUGUCAUACCUAUCAGGAAUCCGUGGACUCGACCCUUUUCGGCGACCAGCAGGAUGGCUUCUAUAAGUAUUCUCAGGAUUUGCUUCAGACAAGCGGGGAGGAAAACUACAGAAGACUGGCAGAAGAGAUGGGGUUGCGCUCGUCAGGCAGUACUGCGGUAUCCUACGCAUCAGCUCAAAUGGUUCCGAUCGAACGUCCCGCCCUUCCCUACGCAAUUGGCUCUCCUGACUGGAGUCUGGUCAAUGGCUUGGUCAGAUACAUGGAUCCAUCUGGUAAUGAGGAUCUUACAGACUGGAUUAAAAGUGUGAUGAAGGUCUACAAGAAGGUCUACGCCAUUGCCAAAUUUGUCGUCGUAGUGUUCUACUUCUACAACGUUGACUUGGACGAUAAUGAAGGCCUGUUAGCACUUAUCCGGAAGGCAGAGGAGCUCGCGACGUCCAACAGUAUCAAAGAUCUGGUCAGAGCUGUGGAGACUCUGUAUUACUCCUUGUACGCCAAGCUGAUCAUGGAAAUCGCGAACGCCGAGCUAUGCUCUUACUUUCACCUUGGGAUCCCCCGCGUCACGACCAAGGAUGAUUUUAUGCUUCCCGAGCAGCAUAGCACAAUGAAGAUGUUGCUGGUCUGUAAGGAAUCCCUAGACAGUCCAUCCGUGUGCCUGAUUUUCAGCAAGGACAUCUUGCGCCAACACCAAGCUGGGCUUGUCCGUCGAGCGGUGAAUACGCUGAGGGCGACUGGGUUCUCGCUUGAUGACCUCGUCGGAUACCGUCGGUCCACCCUGGCCUUGCUGGCAAAUCCACAAUCGGAGUUCCGCCAGAAAUGGGACGGCCCGGGCCUCACAUAUCAGAUGCCCCCUAAAGAAGUUCUCAUUGUUGGGUCAGAGAAGUAUCUGUCAUUCGCCCCUAGGGACGCAAUUCGCACCAAGGUCCCGCAACUACGCCUGCGUUUCGUGGAAGAAAAAUCGGUAGACUCAGCGGCGUGGGAACGUGAGACUAUCCUCGGGCACCGUCAGGCAGUACUAGCCAUACUGGAAAGCAGAGUUAUCGGUGAAAUUCGACGUACGGAUGAGCGACGUGGUCUGAUCGAUUAUGCUCGCGAGAGAAGAUGUACCUGUAGAUCACCCUGCAGCUGUGCGAUGGCCUGUACCAUGAACCCCGAGCGUGUUUGUCCUUGUGCCGGAUGGAACUUGACCGUCAUGACAUUAGAGAAUCGCCGGAACUUUCCACACUUGAAGCUCGGUUCGCGGUGUAACAUCCUCUCCAGGAGCAUCUUCGAGGCAGUAUCGACCAUCCGGGACGAUAAAGACCUCUGCUAUCUCGCAGUUGAGAUGAAAGGUGCACUGACCACCAUCGCAAACGAGAUCGACAAGCUGCGGGCGGCCAAUGGCUGCUAA